This is a messenger RNA of Lethenteron reissneri (Far Eastern brook lamprey), 4241 nucleotides long. RefSeq names its product solute carrier family 25 member 36-A-like. Gene Ontology annotation, molecular function: pyrimidine nucleotide transmembrane transporter activity. The record is from RefSeq and is a predicted model, not a curated record. Lineage: Eukaryota; Metazoa; Chordata; Hyperoartia; Petromyzontiformes; Petromyzontidae. Gene Ontology annotation, biological process: pyrimidine nucleotide import into mitochondrion. Gene Ontology annotation, cellular component: mitochondrion.
ACUCCUCAGACGCGCGCAGAGAGGCGCGCGUGGCGGACGCGUGGUCCUAACGUCUCCCGUCUCCACUCUUUCUUUGGCUAUUAUCGUUUUGUUCGAGAUUAAAACAAAAAAAAACGUUUAAAUUACAACCGCAUCAUUUCAUCUAGACGUCAACGCAUUUGCAACGACAUGGCACAGCGGGAUACCUUUAACCACCUGUUCGCGGGCGGGUGUGGCGGCACGGUGGGUGCCAUCCUGACGUGCCCGCUUGAGGUGGUGAAGACGAGGCUGCAGUCGUCGGGCGUUAUGUCACUAUCGACCGUGUCCGGGACAGCGAGCCGCGUGUACAGCUCGCACGUCUUACUGCACGAGCUCGGCCUGUCCACGGUCUCCUCGGUGAACCCUGCCGCCUUCGCCCGAGCAGCGCCUUCCACGCCUCCCAGCCCACUACUCUGUCUCAAAACCAUCUUUGAGAAUGAGGGCCCUCGCUCUUUAUUCCGGGGUCUGGGCCCAAACCUGGUCGGUGUGGCUCCUUCCAGGGCUAUUUACUUCGCAGCCUAUUCUGGAGCCAAGGAAAAGCUGAACACCGUGUUUGUGGCGGAAUCAACAGCAGUGCACAUAUGCUCAGCUGCGUUUGCUGGUUUCUCUGCCAUCACGGCCACCAACCCCAUCUGGCUGGUCAAGACGCGCAUGCAGCUCAAUGCUCGGCAGCGCGGCGACCGCGCCAUGAGCGCCCUGCAGUGCGUGCGCUACGUGUACGAGCGCGAAGGCCCCCGCGGCUUCUACCGCGGCAUGUCGGCGUCUUACGCGGGCAUCUCGGAGACCAUCAUCCACUUUGUCAUCUACGAGAGCCUGAAGCGCGAGGUCCUGAGGCGUCGCGCGCGGCCCCUGGGCUCGGGCGACGGCGGCAGCGAGCUCCAGGACGGGGCCUCCUCGUCGGAGAAGGACGCGUUCGACUUCAUCGGGAUGAUGUGCGCGGCCGCCACGUCUAAGACCUGCGCCUCCUGCAUCGCCUACCCGCACGAGGUGAUCCGCACUCGGCUGCGCGAGGAAGGUUCUCGCUACCGCACGCUGCCGCAGACCGUGUGCCUCAUAGUGAGGGAGGAGGGCUACCGGGCCCUCUACCGCGGACUCACCACCCAGAUGCUGCGGCAGAUCCCCAACACGGCCAUCAUGAUGGCCACCUACGAACUCGUGGUCUACCUGCUCAACGGCUGAGCCCGCGGCCGUGGGUCAAGCAUGGUCACUAGUCGGCGGCGCCAAUGAAAGAAUCGACGGCGAGAUGGGUUUUGGGAAGUGUCUGCUGACUAUCGAGGGGGUUUAGAGUGAUCAGGGCGGAUGAGAGAGAGAGAGAGGGCUGCAAUCCAGAGCAUCGAUUUGGCUCCCCCGUGAAGCUCUGUAAGUCACGCUGCUGCUGCGCGUGUGGCCACAGGAACGACUUGAACGUUUUUCUUUUUCCGAAAAUGGGAACGGCUGGAGGUGUGGCGAGUCAACUAAUGGUCUGUUAACGGAUGUGUGAGAUGGCAAGAAAAGUGUCACGUGCUACUGAAUAGGAGAGUGAAGUGUGUUGGUGGAACUGCACUGGUAUAUAAUUUAGAGAGUGAUAUCAAGAAAAUAAGACAAAAUCCUAGACCAUAUUGCUGCACCUAUUUUGAGUAAUAUUCAAAUCGAACUGGAUAUUCUUGCAUCUUUCUAUACAGAUGCACUUUGAGUUUGGUUAACUACGACAUGAGCGGCUGCCUACCUUUGACACGCCACAUUUUAUGAUGUGCAAUGACAGCAAAGAAAUUGCACCGCUUUGCAAGAGUGCAAAGUUUGUAAUGUUGCGAUGGAUUACGGUGUCACGUUGACGUGUGCAAUUGUUGGAGAUGCUUAUUUUAUAUCUCAAGAGUUUAUGGUUUGAUUUUGUAGAUACACGUGGCCAAAUUGCAUCAUUCCUUCAUGUAAACAUGGUUAAUGCGUAUAAAAAAAACAUUGUGUACAUAUUACCGUUGAUGCUGUUGUAUAGUAACUAUGUCAGAGUAGGUGGAAUUGAAUUCACGCAGAAAUCUAAUGUGUUUGGUUAUAAAUGUAUAUAUAUAUAAACUUGCGUACGUGUAAAUAUAUGUAUACACAUGUCGUGUACAGUGUAAGAUAUUGUAUAUCUACAACUAACGCGGUGUUUAAGAUGUGUUAACGUGAGGAAUAUUUUUUCUUACACAUUUCGUUGCGGUGUCAAAUCCAAUUUGGCUAUAACACUGACCUGGAUGUAUUACAAUACUUAAUAUCCCCCGUUUACACAUGCUGAAUCAAAUAGUAUGACAUUCUAUGACCUUAAACACACCGUGAAAAAGCUUUAAGGACACUGGCGAUUGCACUACCCGAGGUGACGUUCAGGUUUAAUCAAAUUUAGCAGUCACAAUAAAUAUGAUCCGUAAGGCGGCAUCCACCUUGUAUGAUAGUGGUUUGAAGUACAAGGGUUUGUGGUGAAUUCAGUUUAAAGCAAGAGGUAAUUUCUACAACAGGUAUUCUUUACAAACUGAGAUGUAGCAAAGAAAUAUGAAAGCUGUGACGGAGCAAAUGUAAAAAAUGUGCUAAAUGUCACUUUGCGAGGUCACUGCAAAACAAUGCCAACUUUUAUGUCCACAGAAUAAAUAAUCACUUCAAAUGAACACCAGUGUGCCAUCUUCAAUAUCGUCCAACAAAUCGCAAUUUAAGCAAGGUGUGACACUUGCACGAAAUUAAAUUUUAUAUUAAAGUUUAAACAAGUUGGGGUUGUUUCAUUGAUGAAAAAAAGCUGUCAUGUGACUGUUUUAACGGGCAAUCGUUUUCAAGUGCUGGUUGGGUUGAUAUAUUUAAAGCCUUGUACAGAGUAUGCCUUCCUGUCAAGGGUAUAUGAAAGUGGUGGUGUUUGUUUAGCAUUAACAUGUGGAAUUUUACCUCCGCAUAUAAAAUGUUUUUAUAAGCUGCAUUCGCACAAGCAGUGGUAUACUAACAGUAGUACAAGGAAUGGUUUGUGGUGUACGUUAACGUGCAGCCCAUAACAUAGAAAAAACAUGUGCUGUGAAUGUAUAUUAUAGAGUCGAUUGUGAAUAUGUAUUGUACAUAGCUUAGUUUUUUUCACAUUCUAUACUUGAUAAAAAAAAAAUCAUUACCAAAAGGCAUUCGGAAAGGCAUUUUUACAUGGAUCUCAAUGCUUGAUUUUAUUAUUUUAUUCUAAAUGUAAAAACAAAACUUUUGCGUUUUUUUUCAACACCUUGGAUGCAUUUCAUUCAGUAUUCAAAACACGAUAUUCACACCGCAUGUGGUGCGUUGUAACCUGUUGGUCACUUGCCAUGGUGCCACCGUGCGUCUCGUCCUGCCAAUCAAGCCGUUUGAUAUGUUGAUGAGCCUGGAAAAGAACGGGAACGCUGCCUCCAUCUCCGAGCUGCUCUGAUAGACCUCGACACGCACGACUGCUUAUGCAGUCUCACAACCAAAAACACACACACGUGUUUGAGUCUGGGGAGCGGUGGUGUGAGUGGACAGACUGGGGCUGUUGGCCACCUCGCGUUUGUGCACUACUAUUUCCGAGACAACAUUGUUAUUGUUUCAACUUAAAAUAACUUUUUACGCUUUUUUAUUUUUACCCCCAAGUUGAACCGAUCUAAACAUUUUUGCCACUUCACCGUCAUGGACGUGAAAGUGUUGUACCCCCAUCCACCCACCCACUGUUGGACAUUUCGUGUCGUUAUGUACAGCAUAUGAAAUUGGUCACAACAUUUAAAAAAGUUCGGAUUACUUUUAAACUUGGGACUGUUGAUCUCUUAUUCACAUUGGAGGUGAAACGUGCCACGUGCUAAACGUACACAUCUGACGGAGAAUGCCCAUCUCCGGCGGUACGUCGUGUACGUUUAGUCAUCACAUCCUUGAGCACAACCCUAGCUUCGGUGGGUGCGCGCCGCAACACUGCAUUGUGACUUUAAACAUCUCGAGGGCGUCUCCCUUUCUAGCACGGUCAACAAGUGCUCUCGGAGUGCCGCACCUAAAGUCACACAGCCUGGUGGUGCCUCAAGCGUAGGUUGCAGACAGCGACGUUGAACGUUCUCCGCGGUCGUGCGCCGAAUGAAUAACGUCCAUCACGGUUUCCAAUAGCGGUGGUGUUGUCGCGGCUUGCUGCUUAAAUGUGUGUUUUUGUUGAUAUGUUUUUGUCAUUUGUACGUUUUUCGUGCGUCCGGUGCUGUAAAUUAUUUUGAGGAAAACAUUUUGUUUGUUUACAAUUAAAUGAGACUAUGGUUCUGGCA